GUCCCGUCCUGUGCCUGGGAAGCAGGAAGGGCUCAGAGGUGCAGCUAGCCUGACUCUGAGCCAGCCGUCCCACCCCGGGCGCGAGUGUCGGCACCAUGACCGUGGGGGCCAGGCUGGGUGGGAGGGUGAAAGCCAAGUUCUCCCCCUCGGGGCCCGGCGAGGACCAGAUCGCCAUCCUGGAGAGGCAGCCGCAGGAGGAGGAGAGCCUGGGAGCCCCCGGGAGCCGGGCAGAGGAGCCCUGCCGCGCCAAGAAAGUGCGCUUCGCCCUCCUCCCGGACAAGUACGAGCCGCUGCGCCAGGAGGGCUCGGGAGGCCGCAGCAAGUGCAAGAGGAAGCUGAGGAAGUACAGCAAGAAUGUUGGCAAAGCUCUCCAGAAAGGAUGUCGCUACUUGGUGAUUGGCCUGCAAGGAUUAGCAACUGCAUAUGCAGCACCCUUUGGAGUAGCAGCAUCAGUAGCCUCCUUAGUCCGCUAAAGUGGCUCUGCCUGUCUCAUAAAGGAAGAAAAAAUGAGCUUUCAUAGAGGAGUACGGUGAUUUGUACUUUCCUAGCAUUAGAUCUGCUGCUGUGACCUGCAUCUGAAAAUUCUUUUCAACAACAACAAAUGAAGAUGCUGACGUGACAGAGUAUUUAAUUCUGGAACAAUCGCAUUUCUCCAGUGCCUUUCAUGCAAACAUCUCAAGUGCUUUUCAGCUAUUAAAAUCAGAUCCAGUGAAAGAAUGUACAAGCCCAAGGAAAUAAUCAUAGAGUAAUUGAGCCAAAGUUUGUAAUUCUAAAUGAAUUAAUUUACUCAAGCCGGAGGCUAUGUGUGAAAAGGAGCAAAGGGAAAGGGAAAGCAAGUAGAAGAGGGAGAGAGGUAUGAGUGGAAAAACAGGAAGGGGAAUAAGGCGCGAGAAGUAGUGGGGAUUUGAUGCUGGUUAUGAGGAGGAAAAGUCAAACUAAUGUAAGGAAAUAGAGAUAGUAAAGGUAUCAGGAAAAGGUAGCCUCCCAGCCUUUGAUUUGCCUGUGUAUUUUAAUGCUUUGUUAGUGACAGCUACAAUCAAUAUGUUCAGAUACCAGGCCUGAGACAUGGUAGGCUUUACUACCUCAGUAUUGCCAAUUCCAGACAUUGAGAAAUCAUGCCUUGGGCCCUGAAAAAUCAUGAGAUUUGCUUAAAAAUCA
This is a messenger RNA of Mauremys reevesii (Reeves's turtle), 1158 nucleotides long. RefSeq names its product chromosome 3 C1orf115 homolog (gene C3H1orf115). The transcript is spliced from 2 exons. The record is from RefSeq and is a predicted model, not a curated record. Lineage: Eukaryota; Metazoa; Chordata; Testudines; Geoemydidae. The coding region runs from base 96 to 473 and encodes 125 amino acids.